This is a messenger RNA of Aspergillus caelatus, 1691 nucleotides long. RefSeq lists its product as uncharacterized. The record is from RefSeq and is a predicted model, not a curated record. Gene Ontology annotation, molecular function: ubiquitin protein ligase binding; protein-macromolecule adaptor activity. The transcript has a single exon. Gene Ontology annotation, cellular component: plasma membrane; cytoplasm; cytosol. Gene Ontology annotation, biological process: ubiquitin-dependent endocytosis. Bases 64 to 1350 code for a protein of 428 amino acids. NCBI's taxonomy places the organism in Eukaryota, Fungi, Ascomycota, Eurotiomycetes, Eurotiales, Aspergillaceae.
UUUGUUUUCGUGAGAUUGUCCACAUCGCACCAGAAUUGUAGUGAGUUUUCACGAGUGGCCAUCAUGCUCACAAUUCAGCUAGAAAAUCAAUUAGCCUGCUAUUCAGGCCAUGAACAUCUUCGCGGCUGCGUCGUCUAUCAUUGCCCCAACCCGAUCGACAUCCAAGAGAUUCGGGUGAGCUUUUACGGCCGCGCCAAGGCAAAAGUACAGAAGGUCAAGGGCGCCGCCGCGCCUGCUGCGACCUACCGAAGCAAAUGUAUUCUCUUCCAAGAGGAAAAGACCCUAGCCGCCCCUAAUGGUGGUCAACUAGCCCGGAAUACGUACGAAUGGCCAUUCGAGUUUACAUUCCCGUCCCAGGUGGAAUCACCCGCAAAAUGGCCCGAAAAGGCCCCUUUCCGUAGCGAUGAACACCAUCCGCUGCCUCCAUCUUUUGCGGUGGACGUGGGUGACUCGCAGCGGAAGCUUCACUGUGUUAUCGAGUAUCGCAUCGAGGUUCAAAUGUUUAAGCCGCAAAAGAACUUUUUGUCGAAGAAAGCGCCGCUAUAUACCGAAGCGCUGCGAGUCAACUUUCUGCCAUUGGCAGCACAGUGGGAGCCGACUGAUCAUGCGGAUAAAUUAAGUCGAAAGCACAAGGAUGAGGUGUUCACCGUGCGCAGUCUCCUCCUGCUGCCGGAAAAUCGGGGACGAAGUCUCAAAGUUGGAGAGAAGUUCCAGUCGUGGCUAUCAAAGAAGCAACUCCCUCAGUUUGACUUCAAGGCGUCUUUUGUAUAUUCCACCCGGGUACUACAGGGUGCACCAGUUACAUGUUUGUUGGAUAUUAUCCCGUGUACCGACGGCUCAUCUAUGCCAUUCCCGGGCAUCACGUUACAAUCUGUGUCUAUCGCAGUAAUGAGUCGAACCUCCGCACGAGCUUCUCAGGCGCUGAGGGGCUCGAUGACCGGAGAGGUGGAUGAUCGAUUGGAAAUCUUAUCAAAAUCAUCACUUGGCAUGCCUGUAUUGGGCCAGCUCGAUCUGAACGAGACAUUCGGACCGCUCAUAUUCAGACAUUCAGAAGUAUCUUUCAGCACAUUCACCAUCUCCCGGUCUUACCGGCUAUGCGCGUCAUUUACCUUUGAGUGUGUGGGAAAGACUUUCGAAUUCCAUGCGAAUGACCUUGAGUUCUUUAUCGUCUCCGAUGUCGUUAGUCCCACGGUACAAAUGACUCCUAUGGAGCAAGGCACUGCUAUUACCGGGGUUUUUGAGCUUGCGGACACUGCUUCCCGGCGUUCAUCGUCGGAUGAGUAUGAUGAACUUCCUCCCCGGUACUCAAUGGCUGCUCUCAGUUCUGAGAAACCACCGACCAAAAACUAGUACUCUAUCUGUAUUACUUUCGGUCCAGUAUUUUUGAUGUGGUGUUUGGGUAAUAGUUAUGGAUCCGCUGGUUCUGUUGAAGUAACUGUUAGUUCUGGAGACUUGUUAGAUUUGUUGCAUCUUUACACUCUAUAGCACGAUAAUACAGGAAGCAACCAAGUCCGUUAUCACAUUCACCAACCUUACAUGUCAGAGUAGGCAGUUGCAAUGACCUUCAACAUUACAUGGUAAAGCUGCAGGUUCUAGACUCGGAAUGAGGACUUGCACAGUGCUUAGGCUAAACAGCAAAUUGACUAACGCCUUUGCCAAGCUUCACAUUUGCCGGACAACAGCCGAAGUAC